CCGAAGCCUCGAGCACUAAGUGGCAGCCCAGGGCGCAAUGGAGGCGAAGGCGGUGUCCACGCCGUCUACAGGCGGCGCGUUCUCGGUAUCUGCGGAGGAAACCGAAAAGUGGAUGGAGGAGGCCAUGCAGAUGGCCAAAGAAGCCCUUGAAAAUAUUGAAGUUCCUGUUGGCUGCCUUAUGGUCUACAACAAUGAAGUUGUGGGGAAAGGAAGAAAUGAAGUUAACCAAACCAAAAAUGCUACUCGACAUGCAGAAAUGGUGGCCAUUGAUCAGGUCCUAGAUUGGUGUUGUCGAAGUGGCAAGAGUCCCUCUGAAGUGUUUGAACACACUGUGCUGUAUGUCACCGUGGAGCCAUGUAUUAUGUGCGCAGCUGCUCUCCGCCUGAUGAAAAUCCCGCUGGUUGUGUAUGGCUGUCAGAAUGAACGAUUUGGUGGUUGUGGCUCUGUUCUAAAUAUUGCCUCUGCUGACCUACCAAAUACUGGGAGACCGUUUCAGUGCAUUCCUGGAUAUCGGGCUGAGGAAGCAGUGGAAAUGUUAAAGACCUUCUACAAACAAGAAAAUCCAAACGCACCAAAAUCAAAAGUUCGGAAAAAGGAAUAUCAGAAGUCUUGAACUUGUUCUGAUGAAAGACUAAUUAAUGCCUCAAAGUGACCUGGACAAAAUUCUUGGACUGAAAGCUUUUGACAUUGUUGAAUCAUGUGUUUAUAUAUUGUCGUUAAUCUAUGGAAAAAUGGUGUCUCUCAUCACUUGCUCUGUUAAGGGAACAAAUUAGCACUUUCAAAAAGUCUGACAAUUGUAAACAACUAUUAGCUUUUCCACAAGUUGAAAGAACAUUUUAAGAAGGGGAGAAAUUAAAGUUUGAGGUUUUAGAAAUUAGCAAGCACUGCAUGCCCUUCCAGCCACAACAUUAUGCCCUGUCUGGGCAAGUGCUGAUUUUUCAGAGAAUGUGGAUCCAGACCCAGAUACCUGACAUGUGUCUGGACUGCAGUGUGCCAUGCUGCAGACGUUUCUCCAGCACUGGCAUUUCAGAGUCAGAUUCUUCAGUUUUUACAGCUACUAUGUUCUCCCAGGGCACUGGAGGCCUAUGACUUCUCUCCAAAUUGUCUAUGAGGUGUGUGUGUGUGUGUGUGUGUGUGUGUGUGUAUACACACACUCUAUAUAUACAUAUAUAUAUAUACA
This is a messenger RNA of Lemur catta (Ring-tailed lemur), 1180 nucleotides long. It is a transcript of the gene ADAT2, whose product is annotated as adenosine deaminase tRNA specific 2. Gene Ontology annotation, cellular component: nucleus; cytoplasm. NCBI's taxonomy places the organism in Eukaryota, Metazoa, Chordata, Mammalia, Primates, Lemuridae. The transcript has 6 exons. The record is from RefSeq and is a predicted model, not a curated record. Bases 38 to 613 code for a protein of 191 amino acids. Gene Ontology annotation, molecular function: zinc ion binding; tRNA-specific adenosine-34 deaminase activity. Gene Ontology annotation, biological process: tRNA wobble adenosine to inosine editing.